Molecule: messenger RNA, 2091 nt
Organism: Maudiozyma barnettii
Lineage: Eukaryota; Fungi; Ascomycota; Saccharomycetes; Saccharomycetales; Saccharomycetaceae
Gene: MFG1
Product: Mfg1p
Exons: 1
Coding region: 1-2091 (696 amino acids)
Biological process (GO): positive regulation of transcription by RNA polymerase II; negative regulation of transcription by RNA polymerase II
Cellular component (GO): nucleus; transcription regulator complex
Source: RefSeq, a predicted model, not a curated record
AUGUACCAGCAGUUGGGGGCUAAUCAAUCUGAGUCAAACUUGGAAGGCAUACCUCAAGGUAGGAUGAACCAACAGCAGAACUCUGCUUCAACUAACGAAACAGCACAACAGCAACAAUUCAAUUUUGUUGAUGUACAGAACGGUAUGGUACACGAUCAAGAUGCUCUUGCUCAUUGGCAAAUGAAUAAUAGUCACAGUAGUAAAAAUCUGGGUAGUUACAACUCUCGCCAACCGAAUGAUAUAACGAUAUCUGGUAAUAUAAAUAAAAGCAGUAGUAAUAAUAGCAUGAAUAUGAAUAAUCAAAGCACAUUGUCUGGGAAUGAUACCAUCGGCAGUGUGGACCAUUUGAACAUGAGUCAAAAUGUUAUACCUCAACAACAAACGUUUCAAUAUACUGGUAAUCCUAUGAAUCAACAACAACAACAACAACAACAAAUGAUUAUGGGGAAUACUCCAGUACAACCAGCUAUAUAUAACAUAAACAAUAAGAAAGAACCUGCGAUGGUUAUGGAGAUGUCAAGAAACAGUACAACUACACCUUAUAUUCCAGUCGAAUCAUCACGUCAACAACAGUAUCCACAACAAACGCAAAUUUCAUUAAAGGCUUCACAAAGUGCAAAUAAGUUGAAAAAGCAAUAUAGUAAAAACAAGAUUAUUCCAGAGAGUGCAAUUAAUAAUUUCCAAGCUCAAUCUGGAUUUUCAGGACAUAGGGCAAAGAUACCGACACCGAUAAACGUUGGUCCGCAAAACUCAUAUAACAACAUACGUGGUUCUUCACCAAACACUAUGAAUCCAAACACAUCAUAUCGAAGCUCUAUCGAUUCACCUGUUACAAUGUUCCCAUUUGCCAUAAGAAAAUAUUUAUCCAAUAUGGCAGCUAUCAAAUUUCAUGAUAUGAUAGACAUGAUAAAUCUUUCGGUAGGAAGAAUAACACAACCUAGUUACUGGCAGAAGUGCAUGAAUGAAGUAUUUACUCCCGACGCAAUAAUCAGAUACAGCAAGACCUCUACCACAGAAGUAAGACAGUUCGACUUUUUGGUUCCAUUAGUACCAAUUUUGUUUGUCACACUAGGUAGAUUAGGUGUCGUCAGGAUUGAAGUUCUGACACAACAAUUAAAGACGGAGCUAAUAAGUGAUGGUACAAUAUUUUUUGAUUGCCCGAGAUGUACCUUUACAUACCAUUAUCCAGAUGGUUCUUAUAUCACACAUUUUGUUCAACUGAAAGGUCUAUUCAAUCCUGAAUUAAAGAUAAAAUGGGGUGAUCUACAUAUGCAUAGUUUCGUUCCAGGUAUCGAAUGGAAUUCCUUAGAGAGACUUGUAAGUAACAAUUUUGGUAAUUUUGAUAUUUUCAAAAAAUUAAGUGAGAAAGACUUAGAAAAUAUUGUUAAAAAUGAAGACGACACCAUUAAAAACGAAAAUGCAAAUGAAAAUGGAGACAACAAUAUAAGUGCUAGGGAUUAUAAAGAGACUCAAUCACAAGAUGACUCGAAUGGUAGCAACAGUUCGAUAGGGUCACUUCCACCAAAUUUUGAAGCCAUUACGCAGUUACGUUCUCAUUUUAGCGUAUUUAGAAAUGUGUCUGUGUUUGGUUCACAAGAAGGGCUGAUGAGGGUUAUGCAGGUCAGUACCGUCAUGUCUUCUCUUAAGAAUUUAUGGAUGUAUCAACGAUUACACAAGAUAGAUAGCCCAUUAGCUGCUAUGCAUCAAUAUGUGGAACGUUAUAAAAAGGACAUUAAGGGACCUACUGUUCUCCAAAACCGCCAAUUUCUACAACAGCAACAACAAAACCAACAGAGGCAAAAUCUCCAGCAAGCAUCUAACGCAACAAAUAUAACAGGUUCACAGGAAGGAGAUGCCACCGCAUUUAACCAACCACAUCUAGUAAAUAAUGGCAAUCCCAAGUUAUCCAUGACUCCAAUUGAUUCCAUGUCACCAUUCUCUCAAGAAAAUAUGAAACCAUCUUCUUCAUCUGGUCCACCAUCUGAAAGGAGGCCCCCUUUAAAGAAGAGGAGAACUAGUUGUAUUUCACCACAUUCGCGCGGAACACCUAAUUCGGUACCAUCAUCUUAUGAUUAUUCUAUAAAAGAAUAG